AUGGCGGCGCUGGUGGCGCUGGUGAAGAAGGCGUGGAGCGUGCGGAGGGUGCUGGUGCUGCUAUGCGCCCCCCUGGCUCUGGUGCCCGUGUUGCUCAGCCUGCCCCCCAAGGAAGGACGAUGCCUCUACGUGAUCCUACUGAUGGCCCUGUACUGGUGCACGGAGGCGCUGCCCCUGGCUGUGACGGCCCUGCUGCCCAUCGUCCUCUUCCCCUUCCUGGGCAUCCUCCCGUCUAACAAAGUCUGCCCGCAGUAUUUUUUAGACACCAAUUUCCUCUUUCUCAGUGGUUUAAUCAUGGCUUCAGCCAUUGAGGAGUGGAAUUUGCACCGCAGGAUCGCCCUCCGGGUCCUGAUGCUGGUGGGAGUGCAGCCAGCCAGGUUAAUUUUAGGGAUGAUGUUGACAACAUCCUUCCUGUCCAUGUGGUUAAGUAACACUGCCUCCACUGCUAUGAUGCUUCCAAUCGCAAAUGCAAUUUUGAAAAGCCUCUUUGGGGAGAAAGACAACUCUAAGAAUAUGAACAGGGAACAUGAAGAAAUCCAAGCAUCUUUACAGCAGAAUAAACUUUACACUGUACCAACUGAGAUGCAGUUUCUGGCAAGUACUGAGGACAAAGAUCUGACGGAGGAGAAGGAGGUUGCCAGUGAUGCGCUCUCAGACUUAAAGAAGGAGGAAGAGUACAAAACGAACAUAUGGAAAGGCUUCCUCAUCUCAAUCCCAUACGCGGCCAGCAUCGGGGGCACGGCGACACUGACGGGAACCGCACCAAACCUCAUCCUUUUGGGACAGCUGAAGAGUUAUUUUCCAGAAUGUGAUGUGGUGAACUUUGGUUCUUGGUUUAUGUUUGCAUUUCCUUUAAUGCUGAUUUUUCUUCUCGUGGGAUGGCUAUGGAUCUCCAUCCUGUAUGGAGGAAUCAACCUGAGGGGCUGGAGAACAAAAAAAUCAAAUAUAAGAGUGGACGCAGAAGCCCGUGCCAGAGAAGUGAUAAAGGAGGACUAUCAGAAACUGGGCCCAACAAAGUUUGCAGAACAGGCAAUUUUCUUCUUCUUCUGCAUGUUUGCAAUCAUGCUUUUCUCAAGGGACCCCAAAUUCAUUCCAGGCUGGGCGAGCUUGUUUGCACCAGGGUUUAUCUCAGAUGCGGUUACAGGAAUCACCAUCGUGAUCAUUCUCUUCUUCUUCCCUUCCCAAAAGCCUUCCUUCAGGUGGUGGUUUGACUUUAAGGCACCGAACACGGAGAUGCAGCCCUUGCUGACGUGGAGGAAGGCCCAGGAGACCGUGCCCUGGAACAUUAUCCUGCUGCUCGGAGGAGGCUUUGCCAUGGCGAAGGGCUGCGAGGAGUCCGGUCUGUCUGUGUGGAUAGGAGGCCGCCUGCACCCCUUGGAGGGUGUACCCCCACCUGUGGCCGUCAUCCUCAUCACGAUUGUCAUCGCCUUAUUCACAGAGUUUGCCAGCAACACGGCCACUAUUAUCAUCUUCCUGCCUGUCUUGGCUGAACUGGCCAUUCGUCUGAAAGUAAAUCCCCUCUAUUUAAUGAUACCAGGGACUAUAGGAUGCUCCUACGCAUUCAUGCUGCCAGUCUCGACGCCUCCUAACUCAAUUGCAUUUUCUUCUGGACACUUGAUGGUCAAGGAUAUGGCAAGAACGGGGUUGCUCAUGAAUCUUAUGGGAGUUCUGCUUCUUAGCUUGGCUAUGAACACGUGGGCCAAGAGCAUCUUCCAGCUGGGGACCUUCCCUGCAUGGGCUAACAUCCAUGCAGAAAAUGCCACAUCGCUCUUGCCAGCUGUAGAAAAUGUCACUUUUAGUGCACUGAAUAAAAUAUGAACAAAGCCACCCCAGGGGAAGGACUCACUCACUUAGGACUUGGGCACUGGAAUCGUCAGCGCAUGCACAGGAAGAAGGCCCCAUGGCUGCCCACUCUGCGUGGGACUCUCGGGUUAAAUUUUAUUUUUAGCAAUACCAGUCGGUGCCGCAACAUCCGAUUUUGAUUUUCUCUGAAGAUCCUUUUCCCCAUUCCACAGGCACCAAUCAGAUCCUUCCAGAGAAUUUCAGCUGUCCCUCGCAGGUGGUUGUUACCUGCACAGCCUUGUAAGUGUCGAGCAUCUGUGGGUAGGUGCCUCUCCCCCCGUGAAAGCUAUUGAGCUGUGCUGCUCCAGCUUCUGAUACCCUUCCUCGUUUUGGAGAGCAGCCCUGGGUGGAGGCAAGUGGAUCAUUUCCAUGCAACCCAACGUGAGUGAGUGUAUCAGAACCUGGCUGGGGAGGAGGCAGCGUGGGCCAGGUGCUCCUGGCAGGACCGCGGAGGCUGAGGGCUCGGCACGAUCUCAUGAGUAAUUCUCUCAUGUAAGGACGAAGACUAUUUCUUCAGGCUUGUGCAUGAAAGGAUGAUUCAGGAGACGUGUCGGUAGGACUCGGUGCGUUGCCCCAUGCUUUGGGAACAGGAAGGCAUCAGUUUGUUUCCAAACCUGGUCAAUGUUUUGAAAACCCGGAUUUCAGUCGCUGCCUGGCUCUUUGCACUGAGUGCAGAUGGAGGUUUGGGGCCAAAUUUGUUUCUGAUGUAACUGUGUGGACAUAGGUGGUGUUUCAGCUUUGGGAAUGUGGCCAGUCUUAGGUUUGUGAGACUGACCCACUCUUGAGCGACCUGCUGAGUCACAGGUCAGUGGGCAAGCUGCAUUGGAAUAUUAUUGACGUUUCUGAAAAGUAGGCUUUGAUUCUUAACAUCUUUUAAUUUCUGAUUGCUUGGGUACUUUCAAUGAAAGCAUUGCAAAUUGACUGUGAUUUUAAUCACCGUUUUAUCCUUUUUUUUUUUUUUAAUUUUCUGUAAGAAUCUAAAAUAU
Molecule: messenger RNA, 2828 nt
Organism: Cygnus atratus (black swan)
Lineage: Eukaryota; Metazoa; Chordata; Aves; Anseriformes; Anatidae
Gene: SLC13A3
Product: solute carrier family 13 member 3
Exons: 13
Coding region: 1-1818 (605 amino acids)
Biological process (GO): monoatomic anion transmembrane transport; citrate transport
Cellular component (GO): membrane
Molecular function (GO): succinate transmembrane transporter activity; citrate transmembrane transporter activity; sodium:dicarboxylate symporter activity
Source: RefSeq, a predicted model, not a curated record